This is a messenger RNA of Eleginops maclovinus (Patagonian blennie), 5955 nucleotides long. RefSeq names its product SH2B adaptor protein 3 (gene sh2b3). Gene Ontology annotation, biological process: intracellular signal transduction. The record is from RefSeq and is a predicted model, not a curated record. Gene Ontology annotation, molecular function: transmembrane receptor protein tyrosine kinase adaptor activity. Gene Ontology annotation, cellular component: plasma membrane. NCBI's taxonomy places the organism in Eukaryota, Metazoa, Chordata, Actinopteri, Perciformes, Eleginopidae. The transcript is spliced from 8 exons. The coding region runs from base 293 to 2491 and encodes 732 amino acids.
UUCCGCGUCAAGUUCGUGGCUCAAGUUUUCUUUCCUCUUUUUGUUUGUAGCGGAGGAACUGUGGCGUGCACUCACAAUGACAGAGAAAGCGACGGACUUUUUAUCAUGCAGCUUUUCCACUGAUGUCCAGUUUCCUGUUGCUCACCACCGACACCUUUUUGAGUUACUUUAGAUGCUUCUCAAAACAUUUCCGUUAUGCGAAGUCCAACUUGUUGGUUAGUCGUCGUGCUGCGGUGGGUGCCCAUCCGAGAUAACGGAGAACCAGUGAUUCUCAGCCGGUCUGGUUAGUGCAAUGAAUGGUAACACUAUCCAUCCAGCCAACACCACCACAACAGCAGGAGAGGGCCCAGGCGUGGCAGCGCCCCCCAGAGGCUGGAGGGAAUUCUGCGAGCUUCACGCCAUCGCCACAGCCCGGCAGCUGGCUGGACAUUACCGGAGUUUUGCCAGAGAGCGAGCACAACAUGACGUCCUCCCACCAGAAAACUUCUCCAAGCAGUUCACCGACCUCUUCCAGCAACACUUCUGCUGUGAGGUCGACAAAGAUGGCACUCCACUCUGCCAGAACCCAUGCUCCACUGGUACUGGCAGUGCCCCGACCACCACUCCAGUGCCCCCUCCCCUUUCAUCACAAAGUGUGAUCGGUCGAUUACGGAUCACAUCCGGGGUGCAGGACUACAGAGAAGCAGGUCGGCCGAGUGUUGGAGCGGCUCUCUUCACUGUGGUGUCACCAAAAGUGGAUCCACUGGUGGUGGGUCGGGAACAGGAGCAGCCGCUGCGAUGUGCCACGGGAAACUCGUUAUCAGGUAACCCAGUGGUGCUCAGAGAGUCGACUCGUAGCAUCGGCAGCGGGUCGUUGCUGAUUCGUAGCCAUAGCAGCGAGGAGAUCUCUGCCACUGAUCAUCGUCCGGUAUCCGAACGUUACUCCUCUGACUCCUCAACCUCCAACCCUGCACACGCUGACGUCACACAUUUCUCUGUCAGCCAAAUCCGGCAUACAGUGAGACGGCUUCUCAAGAAACGGCCCAGCACCCCCCCAUCCCAAGACCUGUCUCCUAGCAAUCCCAGCACCAACACCCUUGCAAUUAAUGGUGACAGAGUAAAUGGGAUUUCUUCUACCAAUGAGGAAGGGUCCUCCUCCUCCUCAUCCCACUCUUCCUCUUGUCUGAACUCUGAAGCCACGCCGCUGGCCUCUUCACACAUGACUAAGGCCGGAGUGGCCUCUAACUUCCUGGAUCGCUUCCUGUGGUUUCGCGUUGGCAGCAUGAGGCAGAGGAGGUCAGAGGAGAGCGGCUGCUGUAAGGCGGGUCAGAUGAGGUACCUGCUGGUGGAGGACAAUAUGUCAGACACUCAGCCCCGCUGGCAACGCUGCCGCCUGCUGGUCAGGAGGAUCAGGGACGCUCAAGAUGCAGGAGGAGGAGGAAGAGGAAGAGGAGGAGGGGAGAGGUACCAGUUGGAGCUCUAUGAUCCUCCAAAGGCCUCCAGUCCCAAGCUGACGACUCACUGCUCAGAUAUCCAAGAAGUCCGUCGUUGCAACCGGCUGGAGAUGCCUGACAACUUAAACACAUUUGUUUUAAAGGUUAAUCAAGGUAGUCUGAUAUUUGAGACGGACAACGACCAGCAGGUCAGCUCCUGGACCACAGAGCUAAAGGAAUGUAUCAGCAACAGGUCAGGCAGUGUGGAUUUGGAGCCUCUCGCCCCCCCAGCGGACAGCUCGGCUCCAGCCAGUCACAGAGGGAGCUCAGAGUUAGGGAGUCAAAGCCCCGUCACCUUCGGCUUGCCUGAGCAGGUCGUACAGAAGGCUGACCACUUCUUGUUCUCCUACCCAUGGUUCCACGGGCCCAUCUCCCGGGUCAAGGCCGCCCACCUGGUUCAGAGCUCUGGACCGGAUGGACACGGGGUGUUUCUGGUCCGGCAGAGUGAGACACGAAGAGGAGACUACGUCCUCACGUUCAACUACCAGGGGAAGGCUAAGCACCUGCGCCUCUCGCUGACAGAGUGGGGUCAGUGCAGGGUCCAGCACCUGCGCUUCCCCUCUGUGAUGGAUAUGCUCAGUCACUUCCGCCUCUUUCCUAUCCCGCUGGAGUGCGGAGCCGCCGGCGCCGUCACUCUGUCCAGCUUCGUAGUGGCGGGCUCCAGCCCACCAUCACAGGGUCAGCUCUCCGGCGCUCUCCUCGUCCCGUUCUCCCUGCACCGCUGGAGCUCUGAGCCCAGCCUGGCUCACUGCAGCCAGCCCCGCUCCUCCUGCUCCACCAGCACCACCUCCAGCCCCAGGUCUGCUUCCCAGCCAGGGGGCCGCCCCUUCACCCGCAUCAACCCCGCCCCGGACCCUCCUCUGACAGCCCCGGCUCCACUUCUUCGAAGUGAAUCUGUGGGGAGGAGACCCCUGCUCCGCCACCCGAACCCCCACCUCCCUCAGCGGGACUCAGACUACGAGCUGGAGCCAGAGCGAGGGCGCAAGCGGGCAAUAGACAACCAGUACAUGUUGCUCUGACCCGCCAACAGCCCCACCGCUAUGACCAACAGCGCUACCCGUGAAGCCGACGUGUUCUUACACACACAUCUUAUCACCCCCACCCGGCUGCAGGUGGCUGUGUGAGACUCUCAGAGACCGCAGGAUGCUAACAUGAUCACACCAGACUCUUUGCUGAGCUUCAAGACUAAGUCGAAACACACACACACACACACACACACACACACACACACACACACACACACACACACACACACACACACACACACACACAAACAUACACACACACACACACACACACACACACACACACACACACACACACACACACACACACACACACACACACACACACACACACACUAGGGCUGUGCUGGCAGUGUGUUUACCAGUGUCCGACCCCCACAGCCUCCACCCAGAGUGUCCACAGUGAAUGUAUUUUUGGGAGUUUUAUAAAAGUGCUGAGUAUGAUGAUUAUUCUCGUUUUUCUUGAUGUUGAGGUUCAGUGUGAGAGUGGGGGGGGGGGGCCACAUGUGUAGCUGUCCCAUCUUCACACACACACAGCCUCGUGUGGCGGAAACUCUCACCAUUGAAUACAAACACAGCAUUGAGAAAGCACUCAUUUCGGAGUGCCUACAUGUUACAUUAGAUAGUCCUCUUUUUGCGCUUUAUUACAUAUUUUAGUGCACAAUGCUUUCAGUGCACUUCGACAACAAUGUGUAUUUUGUAUACACAGACUAUUUUAUAGAAAAACUUAAAAAAGACAUUCAAAAGGGGAAAGGUCAGGUGGGAAGCUGUUACUCUGAAGUGAUCUGCUUCCAUCCUUUCAGCCCGUCGCUGAAGCAAAGACGGAGAACCAGGAAUUAUUCUACAUCAGCAGAGCAGCGAGAUGCUGUGUGUGUGCGUUCUGUUCGUGUGAGAAGAGUCAAAGUGUCCGUCAGCACUGAUCUCAGUCUGGUACAAUACUCACCCUGGAGUCUGUCACCAUACACACUGCUAGGUUUGCCAAAAUAAUAUCUGUAGUGUCAUAUGUUUCAUUUCCAGCACCGAAGACCUUGUGUACGCAGCAUCAUCGUUGGAGUAAGCACAAAGUGUCUCAUAGAAAUAAGUCCUGCCACAACAAUCUGAGUAAAUUUAAUGAUAUAAAUACAAUAAUAUAAUUUAUAUAUUUGUUUCUAUACCCCUGUAUUCAUUUGAUGAACUUUUAUGAUAUUUUCUACCGUGAUGAGAGAAGAGCCAUCAGGAGAAAAGACGAGUGACCCAUCUCUGUCUCUGAUUCCUCUAUUCUCCUGAAGGCAACACGAUGCGGCCAAAAUAUUAUAAUAAUAUUGUAAGGUAUUAUUUGGCACAACACACACUCCACUCUUACUCAAAAUAUAUUUAAUUAAAAGCGUUACAAAUUAGAAAUGACACAAUUUUUGUACCAUAACAAUGUCGAUCCAUUUUAUUUAUUUUUUGGCACAAUAAGUACUCUUAUUUAUCAAACCGUCUCUCCAAAAUGAGCCUUGGCACUCCCAAGGUAUCUUGUUUUUGGAAAAUAAAACAUCAACUUGCAAAGCUUCACUCCAAAGAGCGUGAGAGGGGGAAACACUCCGCAAGAUCAAAACAAAGAAGGAAUUCCCCAUCAUCAGAGCCCAUUUGUAUCAAAUUAUUCCCAUAUUCAGAACAAAGCAAACAGACUGCAGGUCAGAACAAAUCUCAGCUAACAGGGUUGUUAACCUCACAUCAGAGCCUUAAAGGGCUCCUGAGAGCAAGCUAACACGAUGCAGCUCUGUAGAGCGCCUCUGUAGAUAUUAACAUUUAUUUUCUUACAACUUUUUAACGCAGACCUUUUCUUUUGGGGGAGUUUCCAACUCUAUUUUUUACACUCAUAGCAUUAAAUAUUUUUCUUAGUAUUUCUAUGUACAAGUUCAGAACAGCAGCUGAUGGAAAAAGGAAGGCGGAUGAACACGAUAUUUUUAUACUGGUUUUAAUAAAACAUGGUUUUAAGUGAGAGACUUUGUGAGGGAGGUUAAGUUUCAGCUCAGGUGUGAAUUGUAUUGUCAUGAGCUGACAUACUACAUUUGUUACAUAAAGGAAUCCAGAGGAGAAUGUCAUUACCAAAGCAAACCAUUUAUUUUUCUAGUGACCAGUUGGUUUAUCUCAAAGUGUUUCUGUCUUUGGCCACACUAGAUUAGUUUCAGUCACCUGUGAUCCUUGUCUCUCCUCUCAAAAAACACCAAAUAUCCCAUAAACAGUGAGUCACAUAAAAGCAGCCGUUUUGACACCAAUAAUGUUCUGUAAUUUAGUUUCAAUACCUGAAGCUUCUCUUCCUUUAGCGACGGGAUGCUUUAGGGAAAUACUUUGACAGGACUAGUUUUCUAACCUUGCUUUAACACUAACUUUAGUAGUUGUUUAAGAUUUACCUUCUGUAAACUUAUGCUUAACGUGUAGAUAAGAACCAUUUGGGUCUAUCCCACAGCCCCUUCUCAGUGUAGUCUCCUUUUUGUAAACAAAGAGAAAUGCCUAAAUGCAACCAAAUUUCCUCAUGAACACGACCACCGUAAGUCCGCUAUGAUGUCUCUUCUCGUUACACAAAAGGUCAGCUUUGUCUACCAAAGGAUAAUUUUGGCAAUGGUUUUGUAUUUCUCUUACGUGUUUCAUCUUGAUCAAGACUGACAUCUUUUAAGUGUUUAUAAGGGGAACAAAAACAAGGAUGUUUUUGGCAAAAGUACGGUUGAUCUUCCUGCCUCUAUGUGCCCGAGUCUAAACAAGUCCCUCAUCACCUCUCUGUUUUAUCUCUGAUAAAGGAAAGCAACGGUAACAAUAACUAUUUUGACUAUCAGUCCCCUCUAUUUGCUGAUAUUUUCUUAUUCUAAGGGAGAAUGACUGUGCCUUUGCCAGAAAGCUGCUGUUGCUUUUCCCCUUUUCUGAAAGCUCAGGGUGUGAUGUGGCGCAGAACUUGUGUAGUGCAAUAUCUGAGAGAUGCCCGAUGUUUCACACCUUUGUAUGUAUGAAAGACGAGAUCAGAGAUGACUGGAUUAAGAAUUCAAUGUUUUCACCUGCUUAUAGACUGAGGAAAACAUAGCAGAUAAAUGCCAAAGUCCCAGAAAAAUGCUAUAUUUAAAACCGGGGCUACUGCAUGUUUCUGCCGUUGGCUUUUCCUUUUGUGUCAUGGUUUAAUUCAAUUUGUCUGCAAGAAUCGAGUUAAAAUAAUCAUGGUGUACCUCAGGUGUCUUUAAUCCUCAACAUGCGCUCCAGCAACACCUUUACUCUCCCCGGUGUUUGUUUUAAAAUGUCCAGUUGUGUCCUCAAUACUGUUCAUCCUGUUUGUUAACUCAGCACUGUAAACAUUCCAGCCCUAAAGCCCCUCCACAGCCACAACAGCUUCUCUGUCAAUGUGUUUGCAUCCCUUUCAGUUAUAAGCAUCUAAAUUAUAUUAAAUAUAUAUAUAUAUCAACUGUAUAUUUGACUUUUUGUAAAAUAAACCUAACCAUAAAAACACA